UCACACACACAGUCCCCUCCUCUUAAAUGUUAGUAGUGUACUCAACUUGCACACUACCUCCAGUACAGAAAAGACAAUUUUUUUCCCUCGCGUUCAAACGACAAUGGCGGACACCAUAAACGACGUCCCGGUCGUUUAUGUCGAAGUCGCGGGACCACACGACGAGAAAACCCCACGAACGCCGACGCCGCGCAGACUCAUUCAACAGGGAGGAAGAAACCCCUGAACGAGCGGAAGAGGAGUCCCUGGUUGCCAGAUUGGGAUCAGAUCACCGAGUAAUGCGAGCUAAUUUUAACGCGUAAGGGAAAUUGCUGGACCACACCGGACAGGCAGCUCUCAUUUUUGGAAGGCUGCACUGUUGUCAUUUGGACUUGGUUACAUUAAAUGGAAUGAGAAAGCCGAAUGAGGUUUAGAGAGUUGCUUGUGAUCUGGCAACCCUCAUGAAGACGCAGUAGCAGCUCUGUGUUGUCUGGCAUUCAUGAGCAUGCCAACGAAAAAAAAAAAAAACCCGGACUUGCCCAGCAGCAGCAGCAGCAGCAGCAUAUGAGGGUUUGCGAACAGAGCCUAGCCUUAUAUGCAUAACUAUAUCACGUCUUGGUGGCAUUCUGCAAAGGACUGAAGACGGUUCUGAAGAAGGAUAUUGGUUUGAUUUUUUUUUGUGUUUUCUUAUUUUUCGGUGCUGCGUUGAAGUGAAACUACGGGCCUGAGGAAAACUUUCCAUCCUAGUGUGGAAACAUUAUCGAACAUGGCUUUGACGUCUGGCUCCGUCAUGUUUUUUCUUCAACUCCGAAAAGAAAAAAAAAGUGAAAUGGGCUUAAAUUCGAGCAAGUCUCGUUAAAGGGAGAAGAGCAGAGGACGGAAAGACAAAGCUGUUGCAUAGUUCGGAGUAUAAAAAUAAGUUUGUCGGUGUGUUUGGGUCGGUGUCAUGUAGGCUAACGCGCUUCAGUUUACCUCAGUGUUAUUUUGGUAUUUUUGUCGCGUGCCAGAUGUGCGCGAGACCGCGAUUAGCCUCCAUGCUAAAACGGACUGUCGUUUUUUUUUCCCUCUCCCCCUCUUUAAACCGUCGUCUGAUUUUUCCUUUUUCUUUAACGCGUCAGUUUUAUUUCAUUUUUCCUUCCCCGACCAUUUUCUUCGACUCCUAAACCCAAUUUUAAGGCAGUCUGAGGAUUCUUGUUCGAGCUGAAGCGUUAUUUUUUCUAGAAAGCGGGAAUAUUAAGGGCUGAUAUCCGGAGUGGGAGUUCAGGAAAGGACGCGGCUCCUCGGUGGGAAACAGGCCCCUCUCUCUCUCACACUCUCUCUCUCUCUCUCUCUCUCUCUCUGCCUUCAACCCCAACAGCAAUGGCUAAAACAGGCUCAGCCUCGGAUACGAGGGAAACAAGCGAGCAGAAAUGCCUCCAUGUUCAGCUAGUGCUUGGUUCUUUACAGGGCUGUCCUGUUUAAGACCCCGGCGUCACACCGCGGAGACGUGAUCUGGGAAUAUUAAGGUCGGCUAAAAUUCCCUUUAAACUUAAAAACAGCAAUAUAUAUAUAUAUUUAACACGUUUCUACUUAAAACAGUUUUCCCCAAGGCUGUCUUCUCUCUCAGCAAUGCAGCACAUUACAGCCAGUUAUUUACAUCUAAACGGGUGUAGACGCUAAAUAUGAUAAAGGACACUUAUUUCACGGCGUUUCACACGGAAAGUGGAACGUGAAAUUCCGAUAGACGUCGAUAAACUACCGAAUUACACGUAAAGAAAUUUUUUUUAAAAAAGGGUUAUUAAUUUUCCAGGUUAUUUUUUCUGAGUGUGGGGAUUAAACACAGGGACGAUGUGUGUUGAUGCGAAGGCCAGAGCGGAUUCACGGCGCUCGAGCUUGGCGGAGGAAAAGUGCACGCGAAGUGCCUCAGCGCCACCGAGCCUGAUGGGAUCCGAGUGCUGACGUCAUCCACGCCUGGAUAAUGGACUGCUCAAGAGUCUGAGACGGUCCAUCACACACACACACACACACACACGAGAGAGAGAGAGCACGGAAAGACGUCUGUUCUGUGGCUGUAUUUGCUCAAAUCAUUUUGGAUCUGUUUUUCUUUUCAAAAGCCCCUUUCCCACCCACCUUCUCUUUCCGUUCCCUGAUUAUGUGACAGCUUUGUCGGGCGAGCACUUGUUGUCAUGGCAUCCCUACAACAGCAACAUCAGCAGCAGCAGCAGUCAGUGAAAAACACUGAGGUUAGUUGUGACAGUGGAGGAGGAGGUGUGAAUGUCCACAUUAGCGACGCACACUUGCAGAAGCGGGUUUCCGUGGAACAAGAGCCUUCGAGCUGGGGCGAAAGCGUGAGCGAGCAGGGCCCGACGGGAAGCGCCAAGCCCUCCAAAUACAGCAUCUCGUCCAGCUGCAGCUCGGGCGAGUCCGGGAUCCGCAGGACGGUGAUGAGCAGCCUGCGUGGCCACCGGACAGUUCCACAGCUCUUCGAGAGGUCAGCGGCGCAGUGCUGGGAUCCCAAGUUCGACUCCGCUACGCUAGAGGAGGCGUGCAGGGAGCGGUGUUUCCCACAAACGCAGCGGCGCUUUCGUUAUGUGCUUUUUUACUUGGCCGUAGCCACGUUGCUCUGGGGCUUGUACUUUGGAGUCAAUGGUUCCAGGUGCGAGGCCGCUAGCUUCUUGCUUCCGACAGCGACCUUCUUCAUCCUGUGCCUCCUCCUCCUCCUGUUCACUUUCUCCCGGCCCUACGUGUGGCUCUAUAACCAGGCCUCGCUGCUUCUCAUCGUUAUCACCAUUUGUAUCACUCUGGCACCGCAAAUGCAGGCUUCUGGUUUUGAUCGCUUCGAACGGCAGAGAAGCGACAAUCGGACACUACCUUCCGAGGUAGCUCCAUGUAUCUCUCCCGUGGGGACGUUUUCUCUGUGCAUGGAAGUGCUGCUGUUGCUCUACAGCAUGCUCCACCUGCGCCUCUAUGCCUCAGUGCUACUGGGGCUCCUGUACUCUGUGCUUUUUGAGACGCUCGGGUGGCUACACCUGGCCGGGAUGGGUGGUCAAGACACGGGAAAGUGGUUGGAUGGUGAAGCUCAGAGGUCAAGCGGAGAGGUGUCGUUGCUGUGGUUGGCACCUGGGAAAGUACUUCUUCACCUGUGUGCUCAUGCAAUUGGCAUACAUCUGUUCAUCAUGUCUGAGGUGCGUUCACGGAGCACCUUCCUGAAAGUGGGACAAGCUAUCAUGCAUGGGAAGGAGUUAGAGGUGGAGAAGGCGCUGAAGGAGCGCAUGAUCCACUCGGUCAUGCCGAGCCGGGUGGCCGACGAGCUGAUGAAGCAGGGUGACGAAGAGAGCGAGAGCUCCGGCAAACGCUACAGCGCCGGGACUUGCUCGGCCUCGGUGUCUGGCGCCGGUGCCACGUCCUCCAGCCCCAAGAACAACAAGCGCAAGAAGACUUCGAUCCCGCGCGGCCAGAUCAUCUUCCGGCCCUUCAACAUGAAGCGUAUGGAGCCUGUUAGUAUCCUCUUUGCUGACAUCGUAGGCUUCACGAAGAUGAGUGCAAACAAAUCCGCGCCCGCUCUGGUGGGUUUGCUGAACGAUCUGUUUGGUCGUUUCGACCGGCUGUGUGAGCUAACCCGCUGCGAGAAGAUCAGCACGCUGGGAGACUGCUAUUACUGUGUGGCAGGAUGCCCCGAGCCACGUGAGGACCACGCCUACUGCUGUGUGGAGAUGGGACUUGGUAUGAUCCAGGCCAUUGAACAAUUUUGCCAGGAGACGUCCGAGACGGUGGACAUGCGUGUAGGGGUGCACACGGGCACCGUGCUCUGUGGCAUCCUGGGAAUGAAGCGCUUCAAAUUCGACGUCUGGUCCAAUGACGUUAACCUGGCUAACCUCAUGGAGCAGCUCGGCGUGGCCGGGAAGGUUCACCUGUCCGAGGUCACGGCAAGCUUUCUGGAUGACCGCUACGAGAGAGAGGACGGCAGAGUGACAGAACGGGCCGGGCAGAGUGUCACUGAGCAGCUGAAAGGAUUAAAGACAUAUCUAAUCUCCGGGAAGAAGAUGGGUUCACAAUGCGGCUGUUCUCAGAACAGUCUGGGACGAGACAACACUGAAACACCAAGACCCUCCCCCCACACACACACUUCUGAACUCACACACUCUGCUACGGCUGACCACAAUAAGACUCCCUGUGUGUCCUGUACUGUAGUAGUGGAGGGAGCUGGGAAUUUGCCGGCUGAUGAGACGACACAAAAUGGCUGCCAGGAUGAAUAUAAAGCCAACAGCAGCAAGUUCCCAAAAGCAGUAAACGGGCUUCUCAGUCCGCUGUGUGAGGAGGCUGUCCGAGCGAGCCAGGCCUCCCUGUGCGAGAUGCUUGGGAAGGAUAGGAGUCUGGGGGCAGGGUCGACAGGGGGAGGUGGAGCCGGGACUGGAGGAGGUGGGGCCAUGGACCACUCUGCGUUAAUUCCGCUCCGCAGCAAAGGGUUCAGAGAGAAGAGCGAUGUGCACUUCGUGGAGGUCAUUAAGGAGGACAGCUUAAUGAAGGAUUAUUUCUUCAAGCCACCAAUCAACAAACUGAGUCUGAACUUCCUCGAGAAAUCCCUGGAGUCUGCCUAUCGUAAAAACUACCAGCAGGAGGUGAUAAGCCACACCCCUGUACAGACGUUUGCCAGUCCUGUGUUUAGCUCACUGCUGGACGUGCUACUGUCGUGCGCCGUCUUCCUCGCCCUCACUCUUGCCUGCUUCCUCUACCCGAUGGUUGCCAUGGAGAUGCCUCCUGCCACCACGUUCGGCCUGGCGGUGACCGCCGGUGUACUCGAGCUGGUUUCUCUCAUUCUGUCCAUUCGUAUGACCUUUUACCUGGACAACGUGUUCAGCUGUACUCAGUCGCUUCUGAAGCUGGUGUCAGGCUGGGUGCCCCGUCAUGUGGUCGGUGCUGUCCUCGUGUCACUUCCUGCCAUCUCGGUUUUCUCACACCUGGCCUGCAGCCUCCACCUGCACAUUCAUGUAAAGAUGUUCCUGUGCAGUGCCAUCAUCAUUUCCAUUAUCCAAUACUGCAAUUUCUGCCAGCUGAGUUUCUGGAUGCGCUCGGUUCUGGCCACUGCCACCGGAGUGUCUCUGCUCGCUGUACUCUACAGUGCCCCCACCGGGUCAAGGUCAGAAACCACACCACUCACCAGCAUCGGCGUUCCAAUGACUGGGAACUUGAGUAACAACAGUUCUGACAUGGGUUGGGCAAAUAAAUUGAAUCCUACAGCUCAAUCCUACCUCCUGGUUCCAGAGGCACUCUUGUCGUUCUUCCUGCUGCUUCUCCUUGUGUGGUUCCUCAAUCGUGAGUUUGAGGUCAGCUACCGCCUGCACUACCACGGCAACCUCGAGGCUGACAAGCACCGCAUCAAGAUCCAGACUAUGCGUGACCAGGCUGACUGGCUGCUGCGCAACAUCAUCCCCAUCCACGUGGCCGAACAGCUGAAGGUGACGCAGAGCUACUCCAAGGACCACGACAACGUCGGGGUGAUCUUUGCCAGCAUCGUGAACUUCAGCGAGUUCUACGAGGAGAGCUUUGAGGGUGGUAAAGAGUGUUACCGCGUGCUGAACGAGCUCAUCGGCGACUUUGACGAGUUGCUGCGUAAGCAGGCGUUCUCCAGCGUGGAGAAGAUCAAGACCAUCGGUGCGACCUACAUGGCAGCGUCCGGGCUAAACGGACGGCAGUGCCGCGAUCAGACGCAUCCGCACGCUCACCUGCGUGCCCUUUUCGAAUUUGCGCUGGAGAUGAUGCGAGUUGUGGACGACUUCAACAAAAACAUGCUCGGCUUCCAGUUCAAGCUGCGCAUUGGCUUCAAUCACGGACCGCUGACCGCUGGCGUCAUUGGCACCACCAAGCUGCUAUACGACAUCUGGGGCGACACGGUGAACAUUGCCAGCCGUAUGGACAGUACUGGUGUUGAGUGCCGCAUUCAGGUGAGUGAGGAGAGCCACGCUGUGCUUAGUGCGAUGGACUAUGCCUUUGAUUACCGUGGCACAGUGAAUGUCAAAGGGAAGGGGCAGAUGAGGACCUAUCUGUACCCCAAACUUAACGAGAGCGGGUCCAAACAAUCCUCAGAGCCCAUGAGCAAGGAAGAGAAUACCAACAACUUGCCUAACAAGGCACUCGCCAUCGCACCCAAUUCGACACCCGCACUAUCGUCUGCGGCCAAUCACAGUUGUUCCUCUUCUUCCACCGGCGCCUGUCAUAACAGCCGCGGUGUGCCACAGGGACCUAGCGUAGGCCCAUCUAAUUUGUCAGAAGAAUGGCACAAAGACACUUUCAGAGACCCUUUGCUCACAGGCAAGUCUUCGGAGAGUUCUCCUCCCGCACCAACGUUUGGUGGCACAAAGCCACCUUCAAUAGCACAGAUUAGUGCUCCGCUAGCCAGACCAGAGACACCUUUACGAGCUGCGGAAGAGGAGGAGGAGGAAGAAGAAGAAGAGGCAAAUGAACGCUCAAGGCUCCGAGUGGGAGAGAGGCUUUAAUCUGCCCCUGAAGCUGCUGAUCUUCACUGUCUAUCUGCCUCACUUCUUUGUUUUCUGGGGCAUGAGGGUAUAUAUUUCACUGAGGUUCACCUCCUGAGGUGCCUUAAUAAUCAACAUUAGAUGUAAGAGACCAAGCUGUUUGAGCUCCUGCUUAAAGAACUAUAACAUUAAAGUAAAGAAGGUUAUUUAGAAGGGGGGAGGGGAGGGGGGAUUCUGUGUGGAUCACAGUCUGGCACAAAAUGAAAGACAGGAAAAAGUCGAGCGGCGGUUUUUACGUUUCCGAGGUUCUCAUUAUUACAGUGGCGUGCUUUUUUAUGUUCGUUAAAGUGCCUUCGGUAAAGAUGAAUACUCGCACACGAUCAGAUAACUACGUGAACAAAUCGGAGAUGAUGGAACAAUGCUAGCAUGCCGUUUUUAAAGACUAUGACAACGGACAAUUCUGUGGUUUUUCGAUUUAUUUUCCUAAUACAGUUUUGUUAAUAUAUUGCAGUUAUUUUUUUUUUUUUUUUUUUUUUUGCUGUACUCAUUUCUUAAUUUCAGAAUAUGUGACCUUAAGGAUGAAAAAAAAAAAGUGCCAGUGGCUAGAAAUAAGCAGAAGUGUUGAAUCAUAAAUCAGGGGAAUUUCAUUUAAAUAGGUUAGAGCGUCGCUCUUGGGCAAUCAUUUCUUUGUAAGAAGUUUAAAAUUUCGAACUCUUAUUAAUUUUUUUUUUUUUUUUGCUAGGAGCAAGUCUGAGCACAGCUAUUCAACCAAGUUUUUUGCAAAAUGCACACGAAAAAAAAAUUUGAGGUGUUGAGGUUACCGUCUGCUGUCUAAUCACAAUCGUAGAGACGGUAACGGACGGAGUUUAUGGGCUACAACUGGCCUGUGCCAGUGUGAGAUAAUUGCUAGCAAAAGGGAAUAUAAGUAACGCACAAUACAACAGUAUCAGAAACACAGCCAAACACGUUCUAAUAGGCAUGUGCUGAGAAAAUGAUUUUUCAUUUAUCUGCUUUUAUUCGCAAUAAUAUUACCGUAGUGUGUUUUUCAGUUCACUACACAAAAAAAAAUUGUACCUCAGUUGGAACACCAGUUUAGUUAUUUAAAAAAAAAAAAAAAAAAAAGCUAAAAAUUUUCUCACAUGUACCGAAAACAGAAAAUACAUUUUAUUAAGCAAUGGAGCAUAUGAAGCUAUUUUGGUUAAAGAAACGCGUGUCAGUUUCUCAAACUCCUGUGAAGUCCUAAAAACUGCAAAACUCCUAUAUAAUAACAUUACAACGUCAAUAAGGAGUAAAUCCAGAGCGUUCCAGAUGUUUCACAUCGGUAUGAAGAGAUUACGAGGGCCAUAAUGAGUGCGCACUCUAAUUAAAGUGGGUCAAAAGACGCUAAGAAAAACGCCGGUCCUCGUUUCUUAAUUUCAGCGUAAAUAUUUUCCGUAGGCCAAACCGAACAAAUUGACAAAAGUUUUCCGUCUAGCCACGCCCACAAAACACUGAAGAGCUGAACGCGGCGACUAAACAGUGCCUCCUAAACACGGCGUGCGCUAAAUCUUCCUGCAACACGGUGCACUGGCUACCAUUGACGCACACUAACGCUUCCUUUAUUUCUUUUUAAUAGGGCGCCAUGUUAUUUCACUAUCGAAUAAGCGUAUAGUUGUUUUGAAGCAUCGAGGUUCACGUUAGUGAGUGUCCUUACGCGUUGAGUACAAACGUUUUUCCGAACUGAUCACAUUUUCGCGAACACCACGCGCGCUCCUGCGAAUGAUUUCUAAAUGAAUUAGUUGUGAUGUUUCUAAGUGAGGCCCGUUUUUGUCGAUUCAUUGGCGCUGAUGUAAUAAAGCCCUGACUUAUUUAUUGGCGCAAACCUACUUUUGUAUCUCGUUCACAUGAAGGGAGUAUGGUCAUAUUUUUUUCCUCAUCACCUUUUAAACACCAUCUCAGUGACUUCUCCUAGUUUGGUGGGAGUUUCCCCAUCGCCUUACACUUUACACUGUGCAGCGCUGUGCAGCAAUACAGUAAAAAGAAUCUCGGAUUCAUGAUAUUUCAGCCCGACAGCACAAAAAAAAAAAAAAAAUCACAUAACAGAAUACAGUAAAGGAAUCAUAAGGGAUUGUAAAAAAAAACAAACAAACAAAAAAACAGUGAAGCAUUUAGCCCAGUUAUUACUGUGAAUGAUUUUUAUUUGUUCUAAGAAGAAUUUCCUAUCGAUUGUUUUUUUUUUUUUUCUUCAUUCUUUCUGAAGUCGGUCGAAAGCGUUCUCUGAAACACGUCAGACGAGGACAAAACACUUAAGAUGUUCGACGCCGGAUAUAGGACGCGUCCUGUUUGAGUGGGAUUGAUUUCUCGGAUCGUGCCAGUAGCGUCCGGUGUCCGCGCUCUCUCCCGUGGCCUUGGGGUGGAACCUUUCUGCUGUAUCUGUGUGUUUCCAGUCGUGCCAUGUUGUUAUUAAAUGCGUUGCUCUCUUUGGUGGAGUGGAAUUUUUAUUUUCAUUUUUCUUUCUCCGGUGCCUUUUGUUUUUCUUUUCCUAUUUUUCCCCUCAGAGUGAGAGAAAGCGAUGCUGUUCUCGUCAAGCCUUUUUUUUUUUUUUUUCCUUUAAGCAGAUCUUGCUCUGUAGUCUUUCUGCCUCCCCCAACAUUCCUCUAAUCUACAAGGGAAUAAUCUUUUCUUUUAAUGGCAUUACAUUUCAAUCAUGUAGCAGAUUGAAACGUCGAUCGUUUGUUCUUCAGGAUCGAAAAGUAUCUGGUCCGAGCUUGAGCAGAAGAAGGACUCGCUCGCCGUCCUGUGCUUAUAGAAGAGUUCUCCGCCAUCACUGACAAAUCUGCUGGUCUGGAUAUAGGAACGUCAGAGCAACCUAAAGGCUAACCAGGGUUUGAAAAAUGCGAAAUGCACAGGGAUACUCGAUAUUUGAAGAUGAUUCAUUUAUAAUACGAAAGAUUUAACAAAAUGGAACACAAUGCGUAGGUGUGAUUCGAGCUACUUAAACGUUUUAGCCAUUUAUACACCGUUUGGUGUUUUCGAACCAUUUAAUUCCCGUUCUCGCUCGUGUUACAGCAGCUGUAAACACUGUACAUCACUCUGUAACAGUCAGGUAAAGCGUUUCCUGUCACUGGAGACUCCUUUCAGAAAAGUCUCCUUACAGAAAACAAGAAAAAUCGAAUUUUUACUCUUUGUUAAAUGAAAGCCGUUUCAAAAUCUGUAGCCAUCUCACUCUGAUCUCAGAUCAGUGGUUCUUCACACGUUCCUCGGUCCGGCAGCAGAUCCGUGUUGGUGAAAAAGUGGUGCUGGUUAACUGUAAUCUCUCUCCUGGGCUUCGAACCCACAGCCUUGUGGUGCAGAGCAUGGCAUUAUGACAGUAAAGUCAUUACAUUUGCUGCUCACAAGGUCCUAAGAAUUUCCAAGUUUUUUUUUUUUCCCUUCUCCAGAAAAACAAUCCAGUGCCUUUUUUUUUUUUCUUCUUUUAAUUUUUGUAUUUUUUCCUCUAGCACUUUCUCAGAAACAAAACGAAUCGUCUCCUGCAUCACUCUUAGAUUCCAGCUACAUGGAAAUAGAAAAUAAAUAAAUAAAAUAAAAGAUCAACACUGUGUAUCUUGAUAUGGAUAUAACUUGGGAUGGAUAAGGGAUUUCUUUGUUUUUGUUUGUUUUAAAUUGAUUAGUUGUAAUGGUGCACUGCUUUUUCUGACCACGCCACACUAAAGUCUGAGUCACUCCAGAUGUUUAUGUAUCACACCAUCAGCAAGGAAAUGUAUAAGAAAACAAAAAAUUUUAAAAAGGGAAAAAAAAAAAAAGCAAUGCAAGCUGACAGUAUUUAAAGGUAAUUACUCACUCAUGCCUAGCUCUCUGUGUUAGAGGUUUAUUUAUAUCUUUUUUUUUUUUUUCUUUUUUUUUUUAAGUACCAAAAUACGAAUCUUUUUGAUGUUGAACGGAGACGAGUGGGACAGUUCGAAUGUUUGGCACGCCAUUUUCACUCCAGCUUAACCCCUACCCGUGAGCUACGCCUCUGAUAGAGAAUAAAGGGAAUGAACUCGAGGUUGUAUCUCGAUACUGGUUGUAUCACUCCGUCGCUGACUGCGGGAAUCCACUUAGCCCUUAUCAGAUUUUGAAGUGGAGUCGCUCAGCCAUUUCUAAGGCGAGGCAUAAGUACAGGCUUAUAAACGAACUUCAAACUCUAGGCCACGCCCUCCGUCCGAGUCUGACGCCAACGUGGAGAGACUUAAUAUCACGUGUUGAAGAAGAGCGUCAAUGUGCUUUCUAUAGAUACAUGGCACGAAUGAUGUUUUUGUGUCGUUCCGAGGGCCGAUGAGGCGAUAAAUUACACAUGCUAACAAAAACAAAACAUGGCUUUUUCUUAUUGGCUUUAUCCACCAUGGUCUGCAUUACUAUAGUCCCGCCCUCUUGCUUUUUUUUUUUUUUUUUUUCCCCCCCCCAGAGGUCAAAGUUUAGAUUAAUUCGCCAUCAGUCUGUCUGAUGUUUUGCAUCUCAUUGGUGGACACUGUGACUUUUUAUUAAAGACACGCCCCCAAGUCCAUCAAAAAGAAGUUCCUGUCCUAUAUUAGAAAGUGGAUCAUGAAAAUCAUCAGCCAUAAACGACCUCGGCACAACACACCUCCGGAUGUUUUUCGUAGCGAGUUAGCAGUUGAGCUAACAACUCACGCUAGCCAGGUAGUUAUGACCCUGAGCGAAGUUUCAAGCAGUUCAUGCUAAUACUUCAGCACACGUUAUGCACUUAUCUGAUCCUCUAAGCUACUUGUGUAACCCUAACUCUAGGGGACGUCGGCGCGUCAGAAACAGUACCGGGACACGACGUUUGUAUAAAACCGUAAUUACGACAAGAAGCUAGCAUGCUAGCCAGAAAACCGGCUAGUAAACCAACUUGGAAGAUAUUUCCACGCACUAAACUCGCUCUUGCCAACGAUUCCAUUCGGGACGCGAUUUCUUUGCUGGUUUUCGAAGACCCGAGGUGUGAAUUUUAACGUGAACUUUGUUGAAUCCAGACAGGACAGAUCUGUAGAAAAGUCGUGCCUUUAUGUUGGAAGCUGAUUAAAUAUCUUAAAUGAUGAAUUUGUGUGUGUAAAAAAAAAAUAUAUAUAUAUAUAUAUGGAUUAGGUUUUUGGUGUGGUACCAAAGGCGAGAAACAACAAAAAAAAAAAAAGUGCCAUCAAAUCUACCUUUUUAUUAAAUGAGUAUUAUAUAUUUGCCAUAUGGGAGGAUGUUUUUAUGUGAACCAAAGAGAUCUGACAAAUUUAUUUUGCCUUCGAUGUUUAUUUUCCUCUGUGUGUGUGUGUAGUAUAUGUCACAUGCUUGAAUAUGAUUUUAUUAUUAUUAUUAUUAUUUUUCCGUGCACAUUAUACAUUUAAUCCCUACAUGAGCAUAAUCUGUAUACAUUUGCACAAUUCACUUUGUAUGUACAUAUCCAUAUGUAUUUUCUUUUUUCUUUUUUUUCUUUUUUUUUGGAAAAUUUCAAGAUUGAAAGUACAUGUGCAUGUGCCAGAUUUGGAGAGCAGGAAAAAAAAACAAUGCAAAAAAAAAAAAAAAUAAGCUAUUGUCACUGGUG
Messenger RNA from Hemibagrus wyckioides, 11979 nucleotides. RefSeq names its product adenylate cyclase 9 (gene adcy9a). Bases 2145 to 6452 code for a protein of 1435 amino acids. Gene Ontology annotation, biological process: intracellular signal transduction; cyclic nucleotide biosynthetic process; adenylate cyclase-activating G protein-coupled receptor signaling pathway. NCBI's taxonomy places the organism in Eukaryota, Metazoa, Chordata, Actinopteri, Siluriformes, Bagridae. Gene Ontology annotation, molecular function: adenylate cyclase activity. The record is from RefSeq and is a predicted model, not a curated record. The transcript has 10 exons.